This is a messenger RNA of Dichomitus squalens LYAD-421 SS1, 1467 nucleotides long. RefSeq names its product chondroitin AC/alginate lyase. The transcript is spliced from 4 exons. Gene Ontology annotation, molecular function: lyase activity. The record is from RefSeq and is a predicted model, not a curated record. Lineage: Eukaryota; Fungi; Basidiomycota; Agaricomycetes; Polyporales; Polyporaceae. Bases 1 to 1467 code for a protein of 488 amino acids. Gene Ontology annotation, cellular component: periplasmic space.
AUGGCGACAAGGAGGCGCCGUCUUCACUCUCAUGGCACAUCCGCAGCUCAUUGGCGUCGACAGCCCGACAACUUCUUGGGGGGAGUGGCCACCGCGCUGGCAGAUAUUCCGACAUUGCCUCAGGGAGUACCGCCGGUACCCACCAACCCGCCGGAUUUCGGUGAUCUGCCCACAGUAGCUACCGGAUCAUCGACCGUCAAGACGAUCAAUGGCACACCAGCGCCGGCUCAAGCCCCUGCGAAGACUGAGAAGAACAAGUGCACGCCUUCGCCAACGAAGUCAUUGGCCCCCUCAGCCACCUGGACAACCUGUCCUUAUGAGGUUCAUGAUGGGAAGGUGAAUCCAGAUGUGCGCACACUCCCGGAUUCGCCGGCAGCGGUGGACAUGUCCCAGGCUGUGCUAUAUAACGCCAUCGCGUUCGCAACGAAGAAUACGAAGGCAAAUUCGCAGAACGCCGCCGAGUUCAUCGACACUUUCUUCCUUGCAGAGGACACCGCCAUGAAUCCGAACAUGAACUUCGGCCAGCAGGUGCGGGGCCCGGGGAAGGAUCACCAGAUGGGGACCUUUACGGGCAUCCUCGACAUGCGGGCCAUCGUCAAGGUCAUCAACGCGAUUGCGAUUCUCAAGGCGGCCAAGAGCCCCGACUGGACGAGUGCAAGAGACAAGGCGAUGACCGACUGGAUGGGAUCGUACGCUUCUUGGUUGGAGAAUAGCGCCAUUGGAAAGGAGACGGCGUCCAAGACAAACAACCACGUAUCUUUCUACGUCAACCAGCUCGCAGCAGCGAAGAUGUACUUGGGCGACACACAAGGCGCCCAGACCGUGCUGCUGAACUACUUCAACAACCAAUUUGGAGACCAAGUCGCGGCAUCUGGCGAGCAGCCAUUUGAGGCAGUUCGGACGCGCCCGUUCCAUUAUCGCUGCUUCAACCUGGAAGCCAUGAUUACCAAUGCGAAGCUGGGGGAUGAGCUCGGCAUGAACUUCUGGACCGUCAAGUCCAAGUACGGCGCGAACAUUCAGAACGCGCUCGACUACGUCAUGGGCGUGAACCCGAAGGGAGAAGACAUUGGGGAUAUAUUUCCUCACGUUGCGGCCGUCGCAGCAGCGUAUGGUGACCCGGAUGGCAAGUACGCCGCGUUCCUCAGCAAGAACGCCCAGGACUACACAAGCCAACCGUUCUGGUUUUACGACCAGAGCGGUGCCUUGCCCAAUUCGCCCGCGGGUCAAAGCAAACGUCGCAGAGACCUUGGCAUCGCUGUGGACAAGAUAGCGAAUAGAGACAAAGCGUUUUCCGGAGACAUAAGCACUGUAGGGACUGUGGCCAUAGAUGCGGUGAAGGCUGCGGAUGCAGAAUGUCCUGACGUGUUCAAUGAGGUCCAGCAAGUGGAGCUCGAAGUUGGGCUGUUCGUGGACUGCGAACAGUUGAAGCCCUAUUACGAACUCACUGUCCCUGUAUAUCCUGCAUGA